UGUUUAAAAAGAAGACUGCACAUAAACAAACUUCACAAUUCAAACAGCCAAUGGAUCCGUUUUCCUUCCUGUGAAGCAAUAUUUGUGUAUUUUCGCAAAAUUGACAAGUAUAUUUAUUCGUAAAAAAAAAAAUGGCAGCGCCAACAAUGCCGUGCACUUACGAGUUUUCCAGAGGCCACGGUACUGGUGCGGCAGAAGCGCUUGGAAACUGGGGCUUCUCUAAUAGAACGUGUAGCGCCGGUCAAGAGCUACAACGUUUAAAGUGUCUCUUCGCAAAAAUGGACUCUUUACGUAGUCGCGACAAACCGACGAUGUGCGUCAAAUACGAUCGCAGAUACGAUCCUGAUGCGUGGUAUGUUAAGCCUAGCCCUGAUGAAUGUAAACCGUCGUGGACAUUUCCUAUAAAUAGGCCUGUCAUUAUUUAUUGUUCGACCGCCGAAAUCAGGAAAAGUUCCAAUUUACGUGAAAUCAAAGCGGAAUUAAUGUACGAUGUUCCUGGCCGGACCUAUGUUCAACAGGGUACAACCAAAUGGUACCGUCGAGGUUCAGAUUGUUGUUAUCAGCCUAGCUGUUUAGCUCCACAAUGUCCUGUACAAUACUGUUGUAAAGGAUAAUCUUCAAAAUUUUUAUAUAAUUGUAAUCGUACUUAGUGGUAACAUCAAAUCGAAUAUAUUGAAUGAUUUUUUCUAACAAUAAAGUGUAAUAUGUGCAACGUA
Messenger RNA from Wasmannia auropunctata (little fire ant), 716 nucleotides. RefSeq lists its product as uncharacterized. The record is from RefSeq and is a predicted model, not a curated record. Lineage: Eukaryota; Metazoa; Arthropoda; Insecta; Hymenoptera; Formicidae. The transcript has 3 exons. The coding region runs from base 132 to 614 and encodes 160 amino acids.